AUAAUUGGUGAUUUAUCAACAUAAAUGGCACCACCGCCGGUCGUUACGGGUAUAUCCCCGAAGGAAGGACCGCCUGGUACGCGAAUAACCAUCCGCGGCGAGUUCCUUGGCACUCAAGUUCAGGACCUCGUAGGUCUAACGAUAUGCGGCUGCGACUGUUUGUUAUCUGCCGAAUGGAAAUCACCCAACAAAAUAAUUGCACGAUCUGGUCCGUGUAAAGGCAGAGGUGAUAUAAUAGUGACAACACGUAGUGGCGGCCAAGGGACUUCUACUGUGCAGUUCAGGGGCUACCAUGAGACCAUUGGUCCCAUGAAGGAGUCUGCUGUAUGGGUUGAGGAAGCACCUAGUUUUGUCUGGGGAAGGAGAGCCCUGUCUCCCACAAAUUACCAACAGGAGGAUCCUCUUGGUCUCAGUGUGGAAGGAAAUGAAAAAAAGUUCCCCGAAGACGAGCUCAUGGAAUUGUUUGGCUCGGACGUUAGUGGUGAGUUGACCAGUGAUAAAUUCCAUCCAGGUAUGUUUCUCUUGCAAAAUCAUCAUGCAACUUCACUGGAAGACCUCAAAGCAGGUUUGGCCUAUUUGAGACGCAAGGUCAAUUCGCAAAAAGAGGGUCAGCUUUCAUUUUUAAAGGCAAAUGUUGGAUCUGUGAUGGAGCAGCUUGAUACAAUCGUACUCUUAAAGGACCAAUUUGAGACGGACGUAAAGAAUUGUCCCGAAAAUCCCAUGGACAAACUAGAGUCAGCUAUCAAAGAAUCCAUGACAGAGGCAAAUAAACUCUUUGACGAUGUUCUUGCGCGGAGAGACAGAGCCGAUGCCACAAGAAACGCUCUCGCAGUCAUGCAGAGAUAUAAGUUUUUGUUCUGUAUGCCUGUUAAUAUCGAGAAGAACAUUAAAAAUGGAAAUUACGACCUUGUAAUUAAUGACUACGCACGUGUCAAAAACUUGUUCAAAAACACCGAGGUGGAUGUGUUUAAAAAAGUGCUGCGAGAAAUCGAGUACAGAAUAGAAACUCUAAGAGAAGUUUUGAGGAAAAAAUUGGAGGAAGUGCCUUUCACCUUAGAUGAACAGAAAAAAAUCAUCAGGCAUCUCAUUAAUCUUGAAGCUGAUGGAGAUCCGGCUUGGGAUGCGAUAGUUUCUCAUGCGAAUUAUUUGGAAAAGAGUAUAAAAUCCUGUACAAACGAGUAUUUGGAUUCUGACAGUCGAGACGAUGAUUACCGAGGAGGCUUGACUAUUAAAUCAAACGCUUCGACUCCAAUGUCCAUCAAACAAUUCAAAUUAACAAAGAGCGAUGAAAAUAAUGUACCUAGCAGAGUCCAGUGUAUCGAAGCGCUCUGUGACAUUAUGUUAGAACAACUGCCAGAUUUAUGGAGAUUAGGUCAAAGCUAUUUUACGGGGCAGCUGCAUGUUACCAUCGACAAUGAAAAGCAAGGGCCGUUUAAGAAUUUCGUUCUGUCAAAUAUUCAGCACGCCGUUGAUGCUAUGUCGAACGUAUGUGAGUCAAACUUGGAAGCUCCUUGGCUCCUCCACAGUCUCAGAUGCAUUAGACACAUGUACGUGUCGCUCAUCCAUUUGGACUUGCCUAGCGAUGCCUUGGAUCUAUUUGAAAGUUUUAUAUUUGAUCUAAGAACGCAAUGUUUGGUGGCUAUUUUCAAGCAAGCUGCUGAUAACAUAUUAUUACUGGGCCGCAAGGAAAACUGGCAGAUCGAGUACUUGGACGACACCGGUGGCAUCACUAAAUUGCCAUCCCUCUUUGAACAAAUGACAAUAGAAGCGUCAAAGCUAGCUCGGGAAACAGCAGUAGAGUGUGGACAUCGAGAGGGCUCUUUACUCGUCGACCCUGGUCAGCAGUCGCUCUAUUAUGACGCGAUAAAAUCGCUGUUCUCGUCGUUUGCCCGUUGCUUGCAGCAACUAGCUUUUAGUGGUACCGACGACAAUUUCGAUGAUGAGAUGACCACUGAGUCGCAUUUCGCUGGCACGCAAACUGCUUCUUACCGAAUGAGGGACAGCAAGAUGCAUGGACCGACGUGGGAACAGUGCCUACUCAUCUCUCUCAGCAACAUAAGGUACACGCUGUCAGACGUCUUGCCGCGAGUCGAAGAGAGCUUGAAGAAGCAAGGCUACCCAGACCUGUCCUCUUCAAUUGGCUAUAAUUCCGACUGGACGGAGUUGGAAACCUUGGACACCGCAGUGCUCGACGCCUACCUGGAACGCCGUUGCGAUCCAUUGAUCGGCACUAUCGAGCCAAACAUGUACCUUGGCGAUUUGGACUGGAGCUGGAAUCUCCCACCCAUGCACAUGAAACCGUACGCCCAAGAAAUCAUCUCCAAUGUGAUAGGCGUGCACGCUGAGGUCCGUCGAGUUUCACCGUGUCUGUUGAGUCGCGUUCUAUCACAUAUCGUUGAGAACAUUGCUGAGGAACUGGCUCGUCUGAUGACGUGCGUUAAUUCAAAGUUCAGUCCAAGUGGCAUUAUACAAGCCAGACUUGAUAUUUUGAUGCUGAGAAAAAUCCUUGCCAGUUUUAGUACGCCAAAAGCCAAAAAUUUUUUUGAUGAAGCUUUAAAAGCUGUACCGCCACCAGUUGCGAAAGAAGAUGCAGAAAGGAUUGACAUUUUGAUGACCAAAGUUACGUCGAGGAUGAAACUGCAAAUUAUAUCUUUGCAAGAUGACUUUGAGGAUGAUACAACCUCGAGCAAAGUUGAUUCAGAUCACACAACUGUUGUGUAAACUGUUAAUUUUGAUUCAACUUUUUUUGUAGAAAUCGGAUUUUCGAAAGAUCAGAUGAAAAUGUAAAGUGAUUUAUUUUUAACAUAUUUUAUGAUGUACUCGUAUUUAUACAUAAUAUUAGAUUGUAUAGAU
Messenger RNA from Copidosoma floridanum, 2853 nucleotides. RefSeq names its product exocyst complex component secretory 5 (gene Sec5). Gene Ontology annotation, cellular component: exocyst. Lineage: Eukaryota; Metazoa; Arthropoda; Insecta; Hymenoptera; Encyrtidae. The record is from RefSeq and is a predicted model, not a curated record. Gene Ontology annotation, biological process: exocytosis; Golgi to plasma membrane transport.